UUUCUGAUAAGGAUGCAAUAAACAUCGCGACUAGAGCAAUUUCAAGUUAAUGAAUUAAAAAUGCCUUAAGAAACGUCUAGGAAGUGCCAUGUAGAGUUAACUCAGUGCCAUAGAGAGUGGGAAUGGAGCACCAAUCAAAAGUCAUCACCAAGCAGGCCACACAAGGCCGAUUCUAGUUGGGACGCAUUGCAGCCGCCCUUUGUCCGAAAUGUCCAAUGAUGUCCAGGUGGCCCGAGUGGCCAAGAUAUCCACCGAUGUGCCGCGCCGUAGUGGGAAGCAGCGGGACUCCAACGGAUUCCAGGGCAAGCACUCAGGCAGCGGAGCUGGCGAGGAUUUUGAGUACGUCUUUGGGAGCAUUUCCCCGCGGGGUGGCGGUCCAAAUGGGAGACAUCUGGUCGGAUCCUCUGACCUGGACUCCCCGGAGCAUACGCAGCGGGACACAACUGAAAGCGACAACAACAUCUCUAGCUGCUCCACGCUAGACAUUGUCAACAAAGUUGAGCAACUGUCGGUGCAGCAGCUGGAGAACCGGGUGCGGGAACUAACCCAACGACUGCAGCAGGCGGAAAGGCAACUCACGGAGAGCAACACUGAGCGGGAGAUAUGCCAGAAGCGGCUGGAAGUGGUUAGUCAGGCACACGAAUGCCGCAUCACAGAGAUGCACUGCGUCAUUGCGGAGUUAAGCAAGAAACUGCGCAGCAAACAGGAACAAAUUAUUUUGGAGGAACAGGAGCCCGAAGGCAGUGAAUUAAGCUAUCAGGAGGGUUCUGUGUACAACUCCGAGCUUAACCUCACCAAUCCCGAUGCCGAGUGCCAGACGGAACCACUGGAGGAUCAGGAGGGCGCCUACAGUACCACCAGCGUGGGCAACAUUGGCCACAAGCCCCAGGAAUUCAGUCAUAAGGGACAAGUAGAGGCACUGCAGGAGGAAGUGCUGCACCUGAGAGCUCAGAUUGCCCUGCUCCAGUCCGAAAUUUCCACAAAGGAUGCUGCCGUGGUGGAGGAGCAGACCAAGGUGUCCUUUUUUGGCUGCGAAUCAGAGGUCAACGAGUGUGCCCAGCGUCUGAAUGAUUUGAAUGCUUGUGUUUCCUUAACCAGCCCGCAGAAACGAGUUCCCGCCGUGCCGAAAAUGGCGGAACGGGUUAAGUUGCGAUGCGCCAGUAAACAUGAAUCUAGUAAAGAUCCAUCUCCCGAGCAGCACACUUCGUUAAGCAACGAGCACAUCAACCUAGUGGAGCAUUUGGUGUGUGAGCUGAAGGAGCAGAACCUGUUCAUGGAAAGCUUCAUGGAGCCCCUGCAACUGAGUAAGGAAUUGGAGCGAUUGCAGCGUCGAGUGGAUCACUUGGAGAUGCGCAACACCAUGUUGGCAUUGACUCUGGACGAGUGCAAAGAGCACACAGAGCACCUGUAUCUGCUAUGCGGCAAAUACGAGUCUAAUGCGGUUGCCUUGCAGUUGGCGCUAAACUGUAGCGAUCGCGCCAUCGAAGCCUACGACGUAAUGCUAGCUCUGUUGGAAAGCAAGUUGGCUCUCCUGGGCGAGAAAUCAGCAGCGGCGGAGGAGAGCCGCCGAUCAGUGGAGGCGGUGGCCAGGCAUCUGCUCGCUCGUCUGGACAGCGAGAAAAACGUGUGUGAGAAUAGUUUGGGACCGUGGCAGCACAACAUCAACCUCGGCCCGGAGGAUGCCCCCAAAAUUGGACGUUCCUGGUGUUCCGACGACGAUAAUCGCCUGCGCUACCACGUUUCCAAGUUGAAGGGUCGCCGCUCAAGCGUCCAGCACACCAUCGUCAGUCUAGAAUCCCCAUUUAGCGACAUAUACGAAAAGAAGCGUCUGGCAUUGGAAAAGGAGCACGAGCUGCGCGACGAGGACAAGAAGUCACCCAUCGAUUUAGAAACGGCCGUUAUCAUGCAGGAACUUAUGGAACUGCGGGAUUCCAAUCUUCAGUUGAAAAGUAAAAUGGAAGAGGCCGAGCAGGAGCGGCAGAAUGCCAACGAACGCGUAGGUAUACUCCACGAAGCCCUAAAACAGCUGCAGGCCAGCAACCGGGUCUCCUAUUCGGAAGCGGAGCACGCGGCCCUCACGGAGCAGCAGUUGGUGGAGGCAUUGACGCGGGAAACGGAGCUAAAGAGUCGCAUCCAGACGCUAUUGUCCAAUGUCACCGCCUCGCAGAAGGCCUCCGACGAGAAGUACGAGCAACUUCAUCUAAAUGUGCGCGAACUGCAGAAAUCCAACCACAAUCUGGGUCAAAUGUUGGAGCACAACAAGCGCAAGUACCAACUGCGCGUAAGGAAACUGGAGCAGAAGAUCGUUGAUCUGCGGUUGGACCACGAACAAAGCCGUAAUCAUGUUCCCGAAACGACUCUAUAGGAAUAAGGACGUGCAUGACGGACUACCAGGAGGACUGAUCACCUGGGUGUGGUGCGGGCGCGCUUGUCACAUAUCCCGCAAAAUAUCUUUUUCCCUCUUAAUCGUAUCGCUUCUUUUACCUUCAACGCAAUGCCCAUCGAAAUCGAAGCACCCGCCCAGCCGUCUUUCCUGGAGCCGACAUGACCAAGACAGUAUCACGAAUGUGCCAUGCGAAUAAUUUGCAGCCAGCUGGGACUAGGACAAUGUUCUUAAUCCGCGGAUCAGGCUGCAUAGACUACAUACUCAAAUACAUACAUAUUCAGAGGUGCCAUGAGCAAGGCUCCAACCUAUCCAGAUAUCCGUGGGAUUGGAGCAUCCGUCUCUGGACCACAAGCAAUUACAUAUACACAUACUACUAGGCAAACUAAGGAGUUACUCACGACGCAUACACGGGAUCCUAUAUUUAUAUAAUGUAUUCGCAUUUUGCUUGUUAUAUGAAUUCAAUAUGUAUUUAAAAUUGUACAAAUUAUAACAUGACUACUGAAACAAU
Molecule: messenger RNA, 2894 nt
Organism: Drosophila rhopaloa
Lineage: Eukaryota; Metazoa; Arthropoda; Insecta; Diptera; Drosophilidae
Product: colorectal mutant cancer protein
Exons: 7
Coding region: 209-2365 (718 amino acids)
Source: RefSeq, a predicted model, not a curated record